Messenger RNA from Capra hircus (goat), 7758 nucleotides. It is a transcript of the gene CEP170, whose product is annotated as centrosomal protein 170. Gene Ontology annotation, cellular component: centriole. Gene Ontology annotation, molecular function: protein binding. The transcript is spliced from 19 exons. Lineage: Eukaryota; Metazoa; Chordata; Mammalia; Artiodactyla; Bovidae. Bases 724 to 5697 code for a protein of 1657 amino acids. The record is from RefSeq and is a predicted model, not a curated record.
AGGGCUCGUUGAAAGGCUUUAUUUAUUCUUCUAAAUUCACUAAUAUGCAGUUGAUUCUUGAGGAUUCUCAAGAACGCAAAUAACGAGCUCCUACACCCUUCAGCCUCAACAUCUCUCAACACUGCUAAAUAAAUUUUCAAGAAAAAGAAGCUCUGAAUUUCCCAAACGGCGUAGAUCGUGAAAGCGGCUGACACGCAAUCAAGCCCAGCGACCCGACAGCAGCUUAGAGUUGGCGCACUGCCCGCUGGGAACUGUAGUCCCAGCCCGUUGCGGUCCCAGCUAAAGCCCGGGUCCUGUUCAUUGUUGAAGCAGGUCUUCGGCGUACGCCUGCGCAGUCAGCAGCUGGAAAGGCCUGUGGUUGAGACCCCCCGCACAACUCCUUUUCAUUGUCUGUGCUCGGCGCCUGCGCAGUAGGAGUUCGCCGGGACUGGGCCGGAGAAGGGGUAGGGCCGGGCUCCUCGCCCUCUCCCCAGGCGCCUGCGCACUGAGCGGCCGCUCCUUGCCGUUACCGCUAUGUGCGGAGCGUGUGUGGAAUAACGUUAUUGCCCAGCAGCGCCGAGGGGCCCAGAGUUCGACCGCGGCGGCGGCGGCGACGACGACAGGGUGGGGGAGGACGCUUGCGAAAGACUCACGGGACGCGGCGCGCCCCGCCCCCCCGUCCGGUGCCUCUCAGCAGUGAGGGGAUGACGUAGCUUUCCCAAAGACUUAGAAGCUAAACAGAAAAUGAGCUUAACAUCCUGGUUUUUGGUGAGCAGUGGAGGCACUCGCCACAGGCUGCCACGAGAAAUGAUUUUUGUUGGAAGAGAUGACUGUGAGCUCAUGUUACAGUCUCGUAGUGUGGAUAAGCAACAUGCUGUAAUCAAUUAUGAUGCCUCUACUGAUGAACAUUUGGUGAAAGAUUUGGGCAGUCUAAAUGGGACUUUUGUGAAUGAUGUUAGAAUUCCAGAACAGACUUACAUCACCUUGAAACUUGAAGAUAAGUUGAGAUUUGGAUAUGAUACAAAUCUUUUCACUGUAGUACGAGGAGAAAUGAGGGUCCCUGAAGAAGCUCUCAAGCAUGAGAAAUUUACCAUUCAGCUUCAGUUGUCUCAAAAAUCUUCAGAAUCAGAAUUAUCAAAAUCUGCAUGUGCCAAAAGCAUAGAUUCAAAGGUAGCAGAUUCUGCAACAGAAGUGCAGCACAAACCUACAGAAGCACUAAAAUCUGAGGAGAAAGCUGUUGAUACUUCUGCCAUGCCCCGUGGUACUCCGUUAUAUGGGCAGCCUUCAUGGUGGGGGGAUGAUGAGGCAGAUGAACAAAGACCUUUCAAGUCAAAUGGCAAACCCGAAGAGAAAAAUCACGAAAUUGGAACAUCAGGGUGCAGCAUAGAUGCCAAGCAAGUUGAAGAACAAUCUGCAGCUGCAAGUGAAGAAGUACUUUUUCCUUUCUGUAGGGAACCAAGUUAUUUUGAAAUCCCUACAAAAGAAUUUCAGCAACCAUCACAAAUAACAGAGAGCACUAUUCAUGAAAUCCCAACAAAAGACACACCAAGUUCUCAUACAACAGGUGCAGGGCAUGCUUCAUUUACCAUUGAAUUUGAUGACAGUACCCCAGGGAAAGUAACUAUUAGAGAUCACGUGACAAAAUUUACUUCUGAUCAGCGCCACAAGUCAAAGAAGUCUUCUCCUGGAACUCAAGACCUGCCAGGGAUUCAAACUGGAAUGAUGGCACCUGAAAACAAAGUAGCUGACUGGCUAGCACAGAACAACCCUCCUCAGAUGGUAUGGGAAAGAACAGAAGAGGAUUCCAAAAGUAUUAAAAGUGAUGUUCCAGUUUACUUGAAAAGGUUGAAAGGAAACAAACAUGAUGAUGGUACACAAAGCGACUCAGAAAAUGCUGGGGCUCACAGGCGCUGUAGCAAGCGUGCAACUCUUGAGGAACACUUAAGGCGCCACCAUUCAGAACAGAAAAAACUACAGAAGGCCCAGGCUACUGAAAAGCAUCAAGACCAAGCUGUUGUAAGUCAAACUGCUUUUAUGAUUGCAUUCUUUGAUGAAGACAAUCCCAGAAAAAGAAGGUCAUAUUCUUUCACUCAGAGUACGGGAAUCUUGUGUCAGGAAACUACUUAUUCAGCACCACAUACAAAACUUGAAAAAACAAAAUCUCCAACAGCAGAUGCCAAAGUGGUUUCUUUGUCUUUACAGACUAGCUCUGCGCACCACAGAGGGGGGCAUGGUGUUCCACAUGGGAAAUUGUUAAAACAGAAAUCAGAGGAGCCAUCGGUGUCAAUUCCCUUCCUACAAACUGCAUUAUUAAGAAGUUCAGGGAGUCUUGGGCACAGACCAAGCCAGGAGAUGGAUAAAAUGUUAAAAAAUCAAGCUACUUCCGCUGCUUCUGAAAAGGAUAAUGAUGAUGACCAAAGUGACAAGGGUACUUAUACCAUUGAGUUAGAGAAUCCCAACAGUGAGGAAGUGGAAGCAAGAAAAAUGAUUGACAAGGUAUUUGGAGUAGAUGACAAUCAAGAUUAUAAUAGGCCUAUUAUCAAUGAAAAACAUAAAGAUCUGAUAAAAGAUUGGGCUCUCAGUUCUGCUGCAGUAGUCAUGGAAGAAAGAAAACCACUGAGUACACCUGGAUUUCACAUCUCAGAGGAAGGUACAUCUUCGUCUGGAAACAAGCGUUGGGUUUCACAAUGGGCUAGUUUGGCUGCCAAUCAUACAAGGCAUGAUCAAGAAGAAAGAAUAAUGGAGUUGUCUGUACCUGUUCCUUUAGAGCAUGAUACAGACAUCAGUGAAUCUGGCAUUUCACUGAGAAGUACUGGCUCAGCAACUUCCUUGGCUAGUCAGGGAGAGAGAAGGAGGCGAACCCUUCCCCAGCUUCCAAGUGAAGAAAAGUCUCUUGAGAGCUCCAGAACAAAGGUUAUAGCACAGAGGUCAGAGAUAGGAGAAAAGCAAGACACGGAGCUUCAGGAGAAAGAAGCACCUGCACAGGUAUACCAGAAAGAUAAACAAGACACUGACAGAGCCUUGAGUAAGAUGAACAGGGCGGUAAAUGGUGAGACUCUUAAAAAUGGUGGAGAUAGUAAAGCCCUGCUUCACUUAGGCAGCUCUUACUCUGGGAAGGAGAAAAGUGAAACUGAUAAGGAAGCUUCUUUGGUAAAGCAAACAUUAGCUAAAAUCCAGCAACAAGAACAAAAGGAGCAGGCACAAUGGACACCUACUAAAUUAUCUUCUUCAAAAACCAUUGCGGGUCAGAUAGAUAGAUGUAGGGAGGAGUCUUUUAAGCAGGAGUCACAGCCUCAAGAAAAAAUUCCAGGACUUUCUGCAGGCAAAGGAGAAAGAGCAAUACAAAAUGAGGGUAAGAGAAGAAAAGCUGAGGAAAUUCUGAAAAGUCAGACCUCAAAGGGAGGAGACAAGAAGGAAUCCUCCAAGUCGUUAGUGCGACAAGGAAGCUUCACUAUAGAAAAACCUAGCCCCAACAUACCCAUAGAACUUAUCCCCCAUAUAAAUAAACAGCCUUUAUCAACACCCCCUUCCUUAGCAUUAACAACAGCCAGCAGAAUAAGAGAAAGAAGUGAUUCUAUGGAUACUGAUUCUAGUAUGGACACAACCCUUAUUCUAAAAGACACAGAAGCAGUAAUGGCUUUUCUAGAAGCUAAACUGCGUGAAGAUACUAAAACUGAUGAAGGCCCAGAUACUCCCAGUUAUAACAGAGACAACUCCAUUUCACCUGAAUCUGAUGUGGACACAGCUAGUACCAUCAGUCUGGUUACUGGAGAGACUGAAAGAAAGUCAACCCAAAAGCGAAAGAGUUUCACUAGUCUCUAUAAAGAUAGGUGUUCCACAGGUUCUCCUUCCAAAGAUGUUACAAAGUCGUCAUCUUCGGGUGCUAGGGAGAAAAUUGAAAAAAAAACAAAAAGCCGUUCUGCAGAUAUAGGUUCUCGGGCAGAGGGUCGUAAAUUUGUGCAGUCCAGUGGAAGAAUAAGGCAGCCUUCAGUAGAUUUAACAGAUGAUGACCAAACCUCUAGUGUACCUCACUCGGCCAUCUCUGAUGUUAUGUCAUCUGACCAGGAAACUUACUCUUGUAAAUCUCAUGGAAGGACUCCACUUACCUCAACUGAUGAGCACGCACAUUCCAAACUAGAAGGAAGUAAAGUAACUAAAUCCAAGACUUCUCCUGGAGCACCUGGUUCGUCCAGUAAAUCCACCACUCUCCCAAGGCCACGACCUACCAGGACUUCCCUCUUGCGCAGAGCCCGACUCGGAGAAGCUUCGGACAGUGAACUUGCUGAUGCUGACAAAGCAUCUGUUGCUUCUGAAGUGUCCACAACAAGUUCGACAUCCAAACCUCCCACAGGAAGGCGUAACAUUUCUAGGAUUGAUUUGUUGGCUCAGCCUCGGAGAACAAGGCUUGGCUCAUUAUCGGCUCGCAGUGACUCUGAAGCAACGAUCUCUAGAAGUAGUGCCUCUUCACGGACCGCAGAAGCCAUCAUUAGAAGUGGAGCCAGAUUAGUACCUUCAGAUAAAUUUUCUCCUAGAAUUAGAGCUAACAGUAUCUCUCGACUAUCCGACUCCAAGGUCAAAAGUAUGACCUCAGCACAUGGCUCUCCUUCAGUAAAUUCAAGAUGGAGGCGCUUUCCUACUGAUUAUGCUUCCACCUCAGAAGAUGAAUUUGGAUCAAACCGUAAUUCCCCUAAACAUACCCGUCUACGUACUUCUCCAGCCCUGAAAACGACUCGAUUGCAGAGCUCUGGGUCAGCAAUGCCUACUAGUUCUUCAUUCAAACACCGGAUAAAAGAACAGGAAGACUACAUCCGAGAUUGGACUGCCCAUCGAGAAGAAAUAGCCAGGAUCAGCCAAGAUCUCGCUCUCAUUGCUCGGGAAAUCAACGAUGUAGCAGGAGAGAUAGAUUCAGUGACCUCCUCAGGCACUGCCCCUAGUACCACAGUAAGCACUGCCGCCACCACCCCCGGCUCUGCCAUAGACACUAGAGAAGAGGUAGGAGAUCUUCAUGGAGAGAUGCAUAAGUUAGUUGAUCGUGUUUUUGAUGAAAGCCUCAACUUCCGAAAGAUCCCUCCAUUAGUUCAUUCUAAAACACCAGAAGGAAACAACUGUCGGUCUAGUGACCCAAGACCUCAACCAGCAGAGCCUCCUGAUCACUUAACAAUUACAAGGCGGAGAACCUGGAGCAGGGAUGAAGUCAUGGGAGAUAAUCUGUUGCUCUCAUCCGUCUUUCAGUUCUCUAAGAAGAUAAGACAGUCUAUAGAUAAAACAGCUGGAAAGAUCAGAAUAUUAUUUAAAGACAAAGAUCGGAAUUGGGAUGAAAUAGAAAGCAAGUUAAGAGCUGAAAGUGAAGUCCCUAUUGUGAAAACCUCAAGCAUGGAGAUUUCUUCUAUCUUACAAGAGCUAAAAAGAGUUGAAAAGCAGCUACAAGCUAUCAAUGCUAUGAUUGACCCGGAUGGAACUUUGGAGGCUCUGAACAACAUGGGAUUUCCCAGUGCUAUCUUGCCAUCUCCACCAAAACAGAAGUCCAGUCCUGUGAAUGACCACAGCAGCCCGGGUCAGACACCGGCACUUUGCCAACCAGAAGCUAGGGUUCUUCAUCCUGCUGCUGGUGCGGUCUCAGCCGAAUUUGAGAAUGCCGAGUCUGAGGCUGAUUUCAGUAUACAUUUCAAUAGGUUCAACCCCGAUGGGGAAGAGGAGGACGUUACAGUACAGGAAUGACUUUCUCUUGCUUGUUAAAAUAUUUACCUGUGGAAUGACUAGAAUUAUUGGAAACAGCGUAGUGUUGACUUUUAGAGAAAAUAAGACAGCUUGGUCAACUGCAAUCUUGUUAUCUCUGUCUUCUUAAUUUUAUUUAUUUAUUUUUUAUCUAUAACGUGGAGCCAUAGUAAUCCUUUCGAACCAUUGAGAUGACCAUUUGAUGCACAUAGAGGAAAAACUAGAUUGUGAAACUUUCACAUUUUGUGGUUUUUAUGAUUUUCAAAUUGAAUUAGAUAAUUGCAUCCUUUCCCUUCAUAGAUCUUUGUUUUUUUUUCUUUAAGCCAUGCUGUGACCUACAAGCAAACUAAAUACCCAACCUUUCUGACCCCCAUGUCUCCUGUGCCAAGCUGCUCCCUGAAAUGGACUUGCUCUUCGUCUGUACAGAUUUGUUAAACACUUAUAUUUGCUUCUUAAUAAUAGGAUUUAUAUUAGUAUUCAUUACCAUUGGAUACAAUGACAUAUUGCUCUCCACAGUCAAACUGACCUUUCAGAACAGUCCUUCUUGUGUUCUAAAAUUUUCCAACAUAUAUGUGAUUUAUAUAACUUUGUUGCUGCGUAAAUUGUCUUAGGGUUUAUGGAAAUGAACUAUUAUGUUUGCACUAAGAUUUGCUGGGAGUGGUAGGUGGACAUAUCUAUAUAUCAAUAAGGACUAACCAUCGGUUUUUGUAUAUAGGAGAUUGAUAAUUGUAUUUGUUUUAACCCCACAGUGUUUUACUCCACUUUCAAAAAGAUCAAUUUGGCACUUUUUCCCCCUUUUUUUUUUUUUUUUAGUGAAAGUAAGAUUUUGUCUCAUUUUAGGGCAAAUGAUAAGUAGAAGGAUUAAACUAGACAGAUAGGUUAUAGGUGGAGUCUAUUUUUAAAACCAAGAACAUGUAUACAGGUCCUGUGUUACCAAGUUUGUAUGUGACAGUUGAAAAAAUUUUUCCCUUGAAAUGAUCAUGAGAUUAAAAUUUGGGGCGUUAGGAAACUUGGAGAACCAGUAGUCAUAAGAUUAGUAGAUAGUUUCACUCCCAAGCAAUGAAUUGCUUCUGUGUAUUUCCCUGUAGGACCCAAUAGUAAAUCCUGUCUCAGUCGUAUACAUUUAUAAGGACCCUACAAGAUGACGACCAAGGCUUUGGGCCUAUGCUAAACAGGAAGCUUAUGAAAAGUAUCUUCUAUUAACUUGUUUUUUCUCUUUUCAGUAAGUUCACAUUUGGAUAAGUUUAAAAAGAAAGUAAUUAUCUUUAUGUUUCCAGAACACUAUAAUUUUGGGUAAUUCUUAAUUCAAUUAAAUAUUAUUAGUAGACCUGGAUUUUUGAAACCCUUGAUCCCAUCAGUUUAUAAAGGUUAAAGCUGCAACUUUUGCAAGUUUCAUGAAAGUCUUUAAUAUUUCAGCAAUAAUCCUUUGCUACAUUUGUUUUAAGAAAGUAACUGUUCAAUUCAAAAAUUUACAGGAUUUUUUAAAAUCCUGUAAUGUUGGGCCAGUUAAUAAAGAUGCAAAAAAAAAAAAACCUGUUUUUAGAGACAUAGAAACAAAAGUCUGUUGUAUAAUGGAUCUCAUUAUUUUUCUUUAAAUUUUAAAAAAAAAGAGCAAAUGAACUGUUCUCCUUGUAAAGCUAAAUUCCCCAUUCUGUCUAAUAAAGGAAGACCGCAAAAAUGGUUUUAACGAGCAUGAAUGGAAAGAUACCAAUGCUUUGAAGGAAUAAAUGAAAUGUUAAAACAUGGUUGAUCCAUUUGAAGAAAGAGUAGAAAAAGUUAAUCACCACUGUUUCAUCUUUGUUUAAUGUUUGGGUACUGAUGAUAUCAAUAUGGAAGUCGAAGGUAAGGAGUUGUUUAGGAAAAUAUUAGCGUCUAUUCUACUUACAUUAUCAUUUAAGUGUUUACACAGUUUUGUUCAAUUACAAACAUUUGGCCUUUUACUAUGUUAUUUUUAUUUUGUAUGAAUACAUUAUUCUCCUUAUUUAUUUUUGUUACCUUUAUUACUUAUGUUAUUUUGUUAUGCAUUUACAACUCCAUUUUUAAAUAAAGUGUUUCUGGAACUUU